Molecule: messenger RNA, 543 nt
Organism: Penicillium robsamsonii
Lineage: Eukaryota; Fungi; Ascomycota; Eurotiomycetes; Eurotiales; Aspergillaceae
Exons: 2
Coding region: 1-543 (180 amino acids)
Source: RefSeq, a predicted model, not a curated record
AUGGUUCAAUGGCUGCAUGAGAGUUUCCGGAGCGACAACAUACUCCUUCUUCCGCACAGUAUCGAAGAUGAGCAACUAGGAUCCCGCGUUGCAGUCAACUAUCCAGAGCCGUGGGUUCUCGGCUUCGAGUUCAGUCGCCCAGAACCAUUUUCCUCAAUGGGAAGAGCUGAUUUUGAGCCAAUGCGAGAUAUCUAUCGCCACCCAGACCGACAAGGCCAGCCCAUGGAUAUGUUCAAGAAGGUCCACGAUAUCUACGCGCUCGGUGUUGUGUUACUUGAGAUUGGACUUUGGGAACCGGCUGUUAAAUUGGAGAAGAACAUGUUCGCACAUGCCAGCAACCCGCAUGCAGUUCAGGCGCAGCUGAUCAAACAUGCACAACGACGGCUUGAAUCUAGCGUUGGACGGAAGUAUAAAGAAAUUGUUCUCAAGUGUCUUACUGGUGACUUUGGGAUCGAAGAUGAUACGAAAGAAGAUUUGAAACUUCAGCAGGCGUUUCAGUAUCAGAUUGUUGAUGUCGUUGAGAUGGCUGCGAAUUACGUAUAG